Messenger RNA from Acanthisitta chloris (rifleman), 1467 nucleotides. RefSeq names its product vitamin D (1,25- dihydroxyvitamin D3) receptor (gene VDR). The transcript has 10 exons. Bases 10 to 1467 code for a protein of 485 amino acids. Lineage: Eukaryota; Metazoa; Chordata; Aves; Passeriformes; Acanthisittidae. Gene Ontology annotation, molecular function: nuclear receptor activity; zinc ion binding; vitamin D response element binding. Gene Ontology annotation, biological process: cell differentiation; positive regulation of transcription by RNA polymerase II; multicellular organism development. The record is from RefSeq and is a predicted model, not a curated record.
CCCCCAGACAUGGAACCAACUGCUGCCAGCACUUCCCUGCUGGAGCCCAGUGGAGACUUCGACCGGAACGUGCCCAGAAUCUGUGGAGUCUGUGGGGACAGAGCCACAGGAGGUUUUGGCUUUGGUGGCUCCAUGAAUUUCAUCUCUCCUGGCUCCUCUGGGAGCUCAGAGCUGCAGCACAAACAGGCAGGAGGGAACUUUGGCUUCAAAGUCCACUUUGCUGAGGAUGCCAAGGGCAACGAGGUCUUGAAGGAUUUUUCAGGCAAGGAGAACAUCUCUAGAGGCUUCCUGAGCUCAGAGGUGGAGGAUGGAGGAGGAUUUGGGGAGAGAAGCAUGAAGAGGAAGGCCAUGUUCACCUGCCCCUUCAACGGGGACUGCAAGAUCACCAAGGACAACCGGAGACACUGCCAGGCCUGUCGGCUCAAACGCUGCGUGGACAUUGGCAUGAUGAAGGAAUUCAUCCUGACGGACGAGGAGGUGCAGAGGAAGCGUGAGCUGAUCCUGAAGCGCAAGGAGGAGGAGGCCCUGAAGGAGAGCCUGAAGCCCAAACUCUCGGAGGAGCAGCAGAAGGUCAUUGACAUCCUCCUUGAGGCUCAUCGCAAAACCUACGACCCAACCUACUCCGACUUCACCAAGUUCAGGCCUCCUGUGAGAAGCCAACCCAGCAACAAGGAGGCAACAAAGUCCUCCUCCAUCCUCACCCAGGACUUGUCCUCAGAGGACUCCACCGACCUCUAUGGCUCUGAGACCUUCAGCACAUUCCCAGACUCUGUGGAGCCUCCGAUGUUUUCCAGCCUGGUCCUCUCCGAGGAGAACGACGAGAGCUCCUCCAUGAACCUGGAGUUCUCCCAACUCUCCAUGCUCCCACACUUGGCUGACCUGGUCAGCUACAGCAUCCAGAAGGUGAUUGGCUUUGCCAAAAUGAUCCCAGGAUUCAGGGACCUGUCAGCAGAGGACCAGAUUGUUCUGCUCAAGUCCAGUGCCAUCGAGGUGAUCAUGCUCCGUUCCAACCAAUCCUUCACCCUCGAGGACAUGACGUGGACCUGUGGCAGCAACGACUUCAAGUACAGGAUCAGCGACGUCACCCAAGCUGGACACAGCAUGGAGCUGCUGGAGCCACUGGUGAAGUUCCAGGUUGGCUUGAAGAAGUUGCACCUCCACGAGGAAGAGCACGUGCUCCUCAUGGCCAUCUGCAUCCUGUCCCCAGACCGUCCAGGCGUGCAGGACACUUCCCUGGUGGAAUCCCUGCAGGAUAAGCUCUCGGAGAUCCUCCAGACCUACAUCCGUUGCCGUCACCCUCUGCCAGGCAGUCGCCUCCUGUAUGCCAAGAUGAUCCAGAAGUUGGCAGACCUGAGGAGCCUCAACGAGGAGCACUCCAAGCAGUAUCGCUGCCUCUCCUUCCAGCCCGAGCACAGUAUGCAGCUCACGCCCCUCGUGCUCGAGGUCUUCGGCAACGAGAUCUCCUGA